This is a messenger RNA of Brassicogethes aeneus, 1004 nucleotides long. The record is from the annotation of a GenBank genome assembly. Lineage: Eukaryota; Metazoa; Arthropoda; Insecta; Coleoptera; Nitidulidae.
CAAAGUAAGCAACCAAGAUUACAGUGGAAUUUGACACAACGUUAAUGACGUUUAUUUUUGAGGUUAAAAUCAAUAUUUUUAUUGAUUUUCCGACUAAAACAGUGAAAAUGGAAAGUUUUGUUCAAGAAUACAUAAAAUCGGCCGCCGAUUUUCUCGAAAUUCAACUGGAAUCAGAAGAAAACACUAUCAAUACAAAAUAUAUUAAUGAAAACUCUGAAAAACCGGAAAUAAUAGAAAUAAACCCAGAUAUCAACAUAGUAACUGACUAUAAACAUUUUUGCCUAUUAUGCAGCAAGAAUUUCGAGUCGCAAAAAUAUUUAAAAGCCCAUAUGAAAAGACAUGGAAAAAACACUCGUAAAAAUAUUGAAUACAAACAUUUCUGCACUGUGUGUGGACGUAAUUUCGAGAAGGAAAAAUAUUUAGUGGCACACAUGAAAAAUCAUGGGGAAUUGGGUAAAAUUUUCCAAUGUAAUUUUUGCGUGAAAGCGUUUUACUCCAAUAAAGAUUUAAUCGAGCAUACUGGGUUGCAUAGUGACGAGAAAACAUAUAAAUGCCCAGUGUGUUUUAAAGCUUUUAAAACCAAGUUAAAUUUGUCCAAACAUAAACCUACUCACUCGGAAGAGAGGCCUUUUAAAUGUAAAAUAUGCGAUAAAGCGUUUAAAAAAACCAUAAUUCUUAAAAAACACAUCCUAAUACACCAAAGAAAAUCUAAAAUACUUAACAUUAACAUACAAGAAGAUUGCAACAAAAAUAUGUCCUGCAUUAUAUGUAAUAAAACGUUUUCCAAUAUUAUCGAUUACACAGAUCAUCAAAAAAGUCAUACUGAUGUGAAUACGUUUAAAUGCCCAAUAUGCGAUUUAUCCUUCAAGAGAAAGCAAAACGUUACUAAUCACAUGAUGAUUCAUUCAGAAGAAAGACCUUUUAAAUGUGACACAUGUGAAAAUAGCUAUAAAUCCAAAAAUGGGCUUAGAAUGCAUAAAAUGUACGCUCAUAUUGUUAAUUAG